Diprion similis is the source of this 2208-nucleotide messenger RNA. Its product is annotated as XK-related protein 6-like. Gene Ontology annotation, biological process: apoptotic process involved in development; phosphatidylserine exposure on apoptotic cell surface; engulfment of apoptotic cell. The coding region runs from base 184 to 1581 and encodes 465 amino acids. The transcript is spliced from 5 exons. Gene Ontology annotation, cellular component: plasma membrane. NCBI's taxonomy places the organism in Eukaryota, Metazoa, Arthropoda, Insecta, Hymenoptera, Diprionidae. The record is from RefSeq and is a predicted model, not a curated record.
ACAAGCUUCUGUAAUACAGUUUGUGUAAUACAGUGUUAUACAGUAUAGCAUGAGAUUGAUCCGCGAUCGAUUAUGCUACCAUACUCCAAUAUAUCAGAUAAGUGAAUUGGGAUGGACUUACAAAAAGCGAUUAAAACGGACGUACUAUAAGCGUUUAAAAUCGUGGUGCGACAACAAUUAGAAAUGAACGUGCAACAACAAUUCAAAAUGGAGUUACAAGGAGACGCGGAUAACUGUGUAAAAUUGAAUAGUACUGCAGUGACAAUGGAAAUGGACGGCGUCAACGACGAGGGUGAAAGUAGUGCGAAUUCAAAACUAGUUGAUCUACAAAUUUCACGCGAGAGCAACCCUCUCGUAUCCAAGAUAAAAACAGAAAAUGCAAGUUCAAACGAUGACUCCAUUGAGAAUAUACCCAACGUUUCGAAUUUUACCCUAGCGUGCAACGCCUGGUCCGUUGUAAGCUAUUUUAUAUUCGUCACCGGCAACAUUCGCCUUGGGAUCGACUAUUGGACAUCCGCUAAGAAGGAAUACCUAAUUUUUAUGAUCGUGUUGAUAAUACUGACGUCGGCAUCGGUCACCGGGAUCAGUGCGAAAAUGUUGUACUGCGAGGUGGAAACGUCAACUACGAAGGCGGAAAAUAAAGCUAAGAAAAGAAGCCGGUUGGCGGAACUAGCCAACCUGAAGGUACCGUUCUGGUUGGCUGUUCUUUUUCAACUGGAUGUGCUCUUACGAUGCGUACGCCGCCUGUGUCAUGCAUUAGCCGUCCGAAUGUACGCGGCGAAGGGAAAUUUGGACUCGCAAGAUGGUUGGUACAAAGCGAUGAUCAGAGACAAUGCAAAUCUAGCGCUGCUUAACAUCGUCAGGAGUUUUCUGUCCACGGCACCGCAGCUCAUUCUACAACUGACGCUUUUCUUCGAUCAGGGCUUGGAUUCGACAGUAUCUCCGUGGAAGAUAUGCACCUGGUGUAUUACCGUGAUUUGCCUGGGCUUGGCAAUGAAAACAUAUCAUUGCGCGGUACGCUUGUCCAAAACGGGCAAGCUUCGGAUAACUAAAACCGGAGAGGUUUUCAUGUUCCUGUGGUACUGUUGUACAAUUGGUUCUCGGAUCCUCAUAGUCGCCAUUACAGCGAGCAACUGGCCAUUAUACACAUUGCUCGCUUGCACGGUCAACUGGAUAGGAUGGACUACGUGGAUAUACGUGCAGAAGAAAGGAGUGCUUGACUUUUGUCCCGAUCAGACAAAAUCUGAAUCUUACGAAACAACAAGGCUAGAAUUGCUGGAGACUGCACUUUUUUCAGCCAUCUUAGCUGUGGUCUACAUGUUCACUGCAGUCAUUUUGAAAGAAGGAUCCACUUUCUCAAUGUACUGCGUUUACUACGCGCUCACAAUAGUGCAAAAUGGAGCUAUGCUCGUACUUUUUAUAUAUUUCGGCAGCCCGCCCGUCGAAAACUAUUUGAUUUUAGACGCGUCUAGUAUUCUUGCCAUGAUUCUGUUUUUCAUCGGCAUUACUGCCAUGAUAAUAUAUUAUCUAUUUUUGCAACCAACAGUGAAAAUUCCGUAUGUAACAUGCUCUCCAGUUUGAAUUAUAUUUAGUUUUAUAGGUUUUGGUUCUUUCUUUUUAUCUCAUUAUAUAACUAAUUGACAACUAUUGUAUUUUUUACGAUUUUUCAUUUCCAUUUCUCGUUGCUUAUGCAAUGGCGUAGCGGCUAUAUAUAUGAAUACAAUACAGUAAGUUGAAUUUCCGAGUAGUAUGAAUUACAGAACUACUUUUUAUUUUUCAUCACAUGUUGUCAUUGCUAAAACUUCGUGAUAGUUACAUAUUGAUUUGUUCGCCGCGAUCUCAUGACUCAUUUAUUUGCUCAUGUGUUGCGAUAGAAAAACGCUACAGAUUUAAAAGGAUUCCAAGUGCCCAAUUUCCUGAAGUAAAGUGAAUUGCUCAGAAAAUGUUUCGGUAUUUAAAUAACAAACGGUCAGCGGCGAAAAAUGGAUACGUAGUGAUAUAACUUUCUGAUUACUCUGCAUCUGCUAGGUUUAGUAACGACUGUAUAUGCCAAAUCUGGGAAAUAAAUUGCAUUUAAUUUUUUACCUGUAAUUAAGCUAAAAACUUCUUCCUUGAAAACUUAUAACCCCGCUUUAUAUUGGCACUUUGAUGACACUCAAAUAUUUAUAGGUAUACAGCAAUGUACUGUAGUGUAGCUAUGCCAACUGU